CCCUCGAUAUCGCCACAUUUCCCGAAGGCAUCAUUUCAAGCUCCAGUUCCGCGUUUGGAAAACCCGGUUCAGUGUUUCGUUAGCUUUUCGCGAGUGCGGUUGUUUGAAAUCGAACACAAGAACCAGUCCCAGUGGUGCCGGGAAAGUGCCAAAUUGGAUUAACCUGACUGUGAUUUUUGGAAAGGAACCACCGCGAAUAAAGUUUAGGACCAGACUCGCUGCAUAUCAUCGCUUGUUCCUGACUCAUCGAAUAGAUGUUAGCGGCCCCUGGUAUGCACAUAAAACAGAAACAACGAUGAAAAUUAUACAUCCCGCUACAGGACGGAUAAAAUCACGAAAACAAAACUGUAUCUAGAAUAUGGAAUCACCAACCGUUCCUCAGGAUUUCCCGGAGCCUACCGCUUCCGAUGCUUACAUAAUCCCAACACUUGGCAUCACUCGGGGCAGUUUUGGUUUCUCGUAUCUGUCAACAUUCCUGUCAUAUAUCACACCGUACGAUCUACCAGUAGCUUAUUGUUUUCUAGAGCUCUUGCGGGAUGCCUUCCAUACGCGGGUUUCGUUCUUGCAACUCAUCAUGGAGGCCCUCAAGGUCGAGUCCGGGUACAUCUGUCUGAUAGCAAUAUUUUUCCUGAUUUCACUCAUCCCGCUGUGCUACACUAUCGCGUGGGGUUGCUCGAAAACAGCGGAGGACGAUUUAAAUUCCGGACCUACGGUAGAUGCAAUCAUUCAAGCCGAGGAGUUAUCGCUGGAGGAAUCGCUGAAGUGCCGACGGAGAGUACUCAGCCUAACGCUACAAAUUAUAAUCCUCCUAUUGAUAGCUGGAGUAAUCGUCAUGUUCGUAACGAACGAGCAGAUCGCAUCGGCGAUCGACCAAACUCCGUUGGUAGUGCGAUCGUCGCUGACGGACGUAGAAACGUUUCUUCGUGAUGCUGAGCAACAGAUAUCGUUCGUGAUUUUCGAAGGUUUGUCGACGACUGUUGAUAGAAUCAAAAGCGAUCUGGAGGAUAUCGACAAGCUGCUAGGAGAACCGAUUCAAAAUCAGCUGUCACUUUUUACCGGGAUAGAGAUAAUCUUCGAAGCUAUUAUGGACAUCAGUACAAGCAGCAACAACCUAUCAAGAAGGAUAUUUCUUCUUCAGGAAAGUUUAGCUAGAGCGGCCAAAAUAUCUUACGAGGCGGAGUAUCGGUUGGAUGAACUACAGAUUCAACUUUCCGUUCUGCAACGGCAGUGCAGCUAUCGAGAUCGACCGCUGUGCGAUACACUGAAGAUCAAGAGCUUCGAGGAAUCUGGACAGAUAGAGCGGCUUCGAAAGAUACAGAAUGAUCCGGUAUUGGCGAAACUAAUGUCGAUGGGUGAAGCAGGCAAAAACAGUACAAUGAAACUGUUAACCCAAGAGUUGACUGUUGCCAGAUCAAUUUUUAGAAACUAUCGAAUGGAGCUGAAGAACAGUACGAACGUAGCGAGGGAGCAUAUCAACAAUCAUUUAGAGGAACUGGGUAAUGCAACGUUUUCCUCGACCAAUGCCCUAUCGAACACAAUCAAUAACUUGGUAGGAGAGGUAUCGAAGACUGCUAAUUUCUCGGAUUCUCUAUUUGACUAUUAUCGGGACAUUGGUGAAAUUCUGUGGUGGACUGGACUAACAGCAACCAUCUGUACAUUGUUGAUCACUUUUCUUCUAUUAGGAGCCUUAAGUUGCGGAUGUUGUCACUCUGAUAAUAAAGCAGGAAUAACCCUUGUUGUUGGAGCAGUCAUCAUUUCUAUGUGUAGUAUUGCUCUUUCUGGAUUCGCCAUGGUUGAAAUGCUGCUAGGUGCUCACGGCCACGUUUUCAUAUGUCAUCCACUUUACGAUAUUCCGGACUAUACCGUUCUGAGUAAAUUGUUAGAUAAGCCAGGAAUGAUUUAUUCAGCAGAACCACCGAAUGGGAUCAUAGAAAAACUAUUGAAAGUAGCCGAUCCCAAUAGAACUCUCUCGGUGAAUAUUCCGUUGGCUAGUGUAAUAAACGAGUGCGAACGGAACCGAGGUGCAUUUUCAACCUUUCAGCUGGAAGGUUUGAUCAAUGUUUCAUCCAUCAUGGACUACAACAGCAGUCCUUAUCUGGAUAAUGCAAUCGAACAACUAACCGCUUCGGAAGCUCCUUUCAUCAAAUUCACUGUUCAUAUUCAAGCGGUACUGGAAGAUAUGUUGAAUGACUCGGACGUGAACUUGGCUGCAUUCCGGACGGAUUUGACCCAGCUUUCACCGGAUAAAGACGUUGUAACGUUCAUCGAUCAGUUGCAACGGGUUUCUGCUCAAAUACAGGAUGUAGCCACUUCUUCUCGAAUGGCAACUUUGGGAAGCCGAGCGAAGCGACUGCAAGGAUCACUGCUGCACCCAUUGGAACAGCUACGUGGUGAUAUCGUGUACCAUCUGACGGCACUAGAGUUGCAAAUCCACCCAUGGGCUACACAGCUGAACAAAAGUUUGACCCAUCUUCGAAACGCGCAGUCUUACUUGGACGUCGAAGCAGCUGCGGUGUGUCACAACAAGAGUGAUCUGUUCCGGGGUCGCCUGAGGAGCCAUUUCGAGGCCUAUCGGAAUCAUUCCAGUGUAAUCUUGAGUGACAAGUGCGCUAGCUGUAGACCGUUGUUCGAUAUUUUUGAUGCUGCAAGAAUGCUAUUUUGUCAUCACAUUAUGGAUCCAAUGAAUGGGCUAUGGUUCGCAUCGUUCGUCUGUCUGUUUCUGUGGGCUAUCGCGACGCCCGUAUCGUUGAUGAUGUCCACCACCUAUCGGCGGUUGGAGCUGCUUUCGAGCAAAUUGCAGCACACCAACAGUAAUUACUACGGAAUCGUCGAUACUAACCUUUCCGAUUCGAGAGUCCUUCACCAUCGUCACCUGCAACUCCAGCAGCAACAGCAACUGCCACAGGAAACUUCAAGUCAUUGGUCUACUCAAAGGAAUGCCGAUUCCACUCUGUCCCGCAUGGGAGCCCAGCACCAUCAUCAUCAUCAACAACAAAUACAGCCGCAGGCGCCGCCACCAGAACCAACGAGCCAUUGGACCAUUCAAAGAAAUGCCGAUUCAACUCUUUCUGGUGCGGGAGCUUCACACCAUCAUCACCAGCAGCAGCAGCAGCCACCGCCGCCACAACCACAACCACAUCCACAAGAACCGAUCAAUCAUUGGUCAACGCAAAGGUCACGUACGGUGAAUUUUGCUACAGCCCCGGACAGCCGCAGCCUCGAGGAAAACAUCACUCUAGAUGACCUGGAUGUCAACCAGGAAAGCCAAGACUCCAUUCAGUACGUUGAUCUGUCGUUUGAAGAUACCUAGUGUCGCAAUGUUUUUAUAAUCUCUUACUAUGCAGUAUUUAAGAAACCCACAGUAAUAAAGCGUGAAAUAAUUAUACAA
Messenger RNA from Topomyia yanbarensis, 3388 nucleotides. RefSeq names its product prominin-1 (gene prom). The coding region runs from base 359 to 3310 and encodes 983 amino acids. NCBI's taxonomy places the organism in Eukaryota, Metazoa, Arthropoda, Insecta, Diptera, Culicidae. Gene Ontology annotation, cellular component: membrane. The transcript has 11 exons. The record is from RefSeq and is a predicted model, not a curated record.